CUAGACCCGUGCUCGGAGGUACGGAACUGAAAGAGAAAUAAAUGUUAUAUGAAAUGUAAAGAAAAUACACACUCACCUAGAAAGGCAUUCUGACAGAGUCGCGUGGUUAAUUUGGAUGGCAGCACAAGGGAAUGAGCGGGGAGGCCCGAGGAGGAGACGGAACAGAUCAUCCAAUCAGAGACCGUAUGAUGAGGGGGGUGGCAGAAAUGGUGCCUAUGAUGAUCCCCACCAUCAAGGGCCAUACCAACCCAUGGGAGGAGGAGGGGGUGGACAUUAUCAACAGAUGGAUCAUCCACCCUCCUACCAUCAGGGAAACAGACCGUUGCCUAUAGAUCCAAGGACGGGCCGUCCGACUGUGAUGCCCUACCAACCCCAUCCUCAACACUCAGGAUAUCCCGGACCCUCUAGGCAACAGAGCCAGGGCCCCAGUAACCCCCAGAAUGAUGUUGGGGGUGGACAGAAGAAGAAUAGGAAUAGAGGAAAGGGGAGGGAAAAACAGCAGCAGCCUCAGCAGCCACAACAGCCACAGACAAAACAACAGCCACGUCAACAGCAGCAACAGCAGCAGCAGCAGCAGCCAAAGAUGAAGGGAAAUAAGGCUGUUAAGGGUCAAGAUCAAAGUUCUGUAAAUGCAUCUAGUGGGAAUGAUGGUGGAAGCAAGAAUGUUGGACAGCAGAACAAGGGAGUACCGGAAAAUAGGAAAAAAGGGGGAGCUGAAGAUUGUGAAGAAAAAGUUGAUAGUUCUACCUUGAGGGAAAUGGAAAAGCAGAAAGUGUUCCCCUUGAAAAAGAAAUCAGUCAAGUUCCCGAGAGCCAAGUUUUUCUGUCGCCUUUGUGAGUACCAUCUGGACAGAGUGCAGGAUUAUCUCAAGCAUGUGUCCGAGCCCAGACAUAGACGGAGGAAAGAGGUCACAGAUUCAGAGAACACAUUACGGUACAUGCCCCCUCCCACCAAGAAGCAGGUGCUUGCCCUGGACGAGCUGCUGGAGACAAUACACGCUGACCAUGGCCUGACAGAGGAGGAGCUGCAGCAAAGAAAGGAUAUUGUAAACAGAGUGGAAGACUUUAUCCACAAGCACUUACCAGGAGUGUCCCUCCAGAUGUAUGGGUCGUCUCUCACUGGCUUCGGCCUCAAGUCCAGUGAUAUCAACAUUGAUCUCUACUCCAAGGAUAUGGAAGGUCUGCCCAAAAAGCUGAUACAGAUUUUCGACAUUCUUAAAACUGCAGAGGAUCAAUUCAUGAAUGUACACAGCGACUUCUCGGCCAAGGUGCCUGCUUGUGUCUUUGUUGACCCAGACACAAAACUGGAGUGUAAGAUGACGAUCAACAGUCGGCCAGCGACAGCCACCAGUCAGCUUCUAGCAGUAUACAGUGAGAUGGACCCAAGAGUCAGGAAACUGGCUGUUGCAUUUAGAUACUGGGCCAAGGUUUGCCGCCUUGAUGUCCAGAGUGAAGGCACCCUGCCUGCUUAUGCCACAGCUCUGAUGACUGUCUUCUUCCUCCAACAACUGCAGCAACCAAUUUUACCUGUUUUGGCAUCGAAUCUACCUAAGAAUAUCGACACUGAUGUGUCCAACGCAUGGGUGGAGAGGAUGCAAGAGGAAGCACAGGGUUGGAAGAGCAAGAACACUAGUUCUCUUGGGACACUAUGGCUUGAGGUUCUCAGAUAUUUCAGCCUUGGCUUUGACACGGCCAUGUUUGUUGUGUGUCUGAGGCAACAGAAGAUGCUAGCUCGAGCAGAGAAGAAAUGGAACUCCAAGAAACUAGCCAUUGAAGAUCCAUUUUCCCAGAAGAGGAAUGUGGCUAGGACUGUGAGUAACACCAAGAUAUACGAAUAUUUCCAAGACAGUCUUCGGAAAGCCUACCACUACUUUGGUCUUCCCAGGAGUAAAGAAGGAGGAUCUCUUAUCAGCAAUGAAGUUCUCUCUGGUAUCGUGGAGAAAUCCAGGGGCAAGAAGAAGCAUCUGGGUGAGUUUGCUUCUGCGGACGCAGACGACACGGAUGAUGACACAGAUGCCGCCCGCGACUCCAGUGUUGAACCAGACGACCAUGAAGCAUCAGACGUCACGACAGGCGAAGGGGAAUCCUCCCCCGAGAGACAACUUUCUGACACAUUGCUAUCCCCUUCAGUGAACGAGAGCUGUAGCUCGGUUAGCACAUUGUGUGAGGAGGACUCAUCCAUCAUAUCAGCAGGUGUUAGUCAAAUGUCUCUGGAAAACCUUCAAGAGAAACCGGUGGAUGCAGACAUUCACACCUUCGCCAGGGACUUUGCUUUGAAGGUGGUUCAGAGUGCUGUGCUAGCUGUAUCUUCUAGUGAUACCCUAAGUGAGACUUGUACGUCAGAUGUGCCAAGUAAGUCCCAGGGUGAGGAAAAGGGUAGGUGUGAUGGUGAGGACAAGUGCCAAGGGGAGACAACUUCUGUGAUAAAGGAGAGCGAACAGUCUGUGAAUGAAACUAAAUCUGGACCCAUUUUAGUUGACUCGGUGCUAAAGGAACUGAACUUGGAGGAUAAGGAGUGUUUCUAUGAGUUUACAGCAAAAAUUCUAACUGAUGGCAAGGGCCCUGCAAUCAUCUGUGGUUACUGUGAGAAGGAAGGUCAUUUAAAGUCUGCCUGUCCUGAGGACCAGUUGCCAAAACUAGUAACCCUUCCUCCCGCCAAAAAAGUCUUUACAAAGAUGCUUUCUGUCACCAUUGAACAAGUUCCAAGAGAUUUUGGCCCAACAAAUAAAGAAAUGAAACAACGGGACUACAUACUGCAUGAGCUACAGGACUUCAUUCGUCAGCUCUAUCCAGGUGUGAUUCUCCGAUUAUUUGGUUCUUCCUGUAAUGGAUUUGGCUUUAGGAUGAGUGACCUUGACAUCUGCAUGACCUUCAACCAAUACAACAGUGCAAAGGAUGUAAAGUGCACAGAGAUAAUAGAGAAGCUAGCCAAGAAGCUAAAAGAGCACAGGGGCCUGUACCAGGUGGUGGCCAUCCCCACAGCCAAGGUGCCCAUCGUCAAGUUCCGGCACCGAGAGAGUCAGCUGGAGGCGGACAUCAGUCUCUACAACACUCUGGCCCAGCACAAUACCAAGCUGCUCCUGACAUACAGUGAGAUCGACCCACGAGUCAGGGCUUUAGGAUAUGCCUUCAAGGUGUUUGCUAAGGUGUGUGACAUCGGGGAUGCUUCCCGCGGAAGUCUGUCCUCGUAUGCCUACGUCCUUAUGCUGCUGCACUACCUCCAGCAGUGCAGGCCGCCCGUCAUCCCCGUGCUCCAGGAGCUGUACCAUGGCAAGAGCAAGCCAGAAUGGAUGGUCGAUGACUGCAACGCUUACUUCUUUGAGAACAUUGACCAGCUGCACAAGGUAUGGAAGGACUAUGGGAAGAACAACAUGAGCAUCGGUGAGCUCUGGCUGGGCUUGUUCCGCUACUACACAGAAGAGUUCAACUACAAGGAGAGGGUGGUCAGCAUUAGGCAGAAAGCUGCUCUAACCCGCUUCGAGAAACUCUGGAAUGGGAAGUGUCUUGCUAUUGAAGAUCCGUUUGAUUUGAAUCACAACCUCGGUGCUGGUCUUUCUAGAAAGAUGAACAAUUACAUCCUGAAAGCUUUCAUUCAUGGCCGAGAGUUGUAUGGUACGCCUAAAGAUGAGCAGUUGAUCGGGCAGAUAUACAGGACACUUGGGGACUACUGCUUUGACCGGUCUCUGCUGACAGAAGGCACGCCACCAAAUGACCGAGGGUGUCGAGUGUGUGGGAAGAUUGGACACAUUGCAAAAGAGUGCCCAAUUGUCACAAACAGGAAAGAAAGAGAGGAACGGGAGCGUCGGCAACGAGAAGAGCGACAGCGGGAAGAACGGCAGCGAGAAGAGCGAAAGCGAGAAGAGAGAGCAAGGGUGAACAAGAAGACUGAUCAGCCAGUAAACAUGGCCCUUCAGCAUGGCAUGUCACCUAACACACGUCCAGGGAAUAAGUCUCAGUCCUCCCCCAGCACCCCAGCUGUCAGUCACAUGGCCGCGCCCCCAGGCUUCAGGGAGAAGACGAAGAGGUCCCAGUCUAUGCCAGAAGGGCCCAGCUCUACAGCAGCUAACUUACAGAUGUCACCUCCUCCAGGCUACCAACACAUUCCAAUCUUGUAUGACCCCCAGCAGCAGCAGAUAUAUAUACAGGGGGGCAGUUCCUCCCCAGUAAACAUCCCCCACAUGGGAGGAGGGGGUGGUCCACUCAGCCCAACGGGCCAAAGCUGGCCAGACCAGAUGUCUCCUCUCCAAGGUCAAGCAGCUUCAGCAAUGCAUCAUGGGAUGACAUCAUCUUCCCUUCCCAUGAUGAAAUUUCAUGGACAGAACAACUACGUCCAAGUCCCCCUGUCUCAGGUGCUCAACGUCCCCACCCAGUCUCCUCCGACCCCCGGGCAGCAGAUCAUGAUGGCCAUCUCCCCACAGAAGCAGACCCCCAGGAUGGGCCACUCUACAGGCAUGCCCCAGGGGCCGUACACAUACGGUCAGCCCAUCCCCCAACCUCAGAUGCAUUCUCCUCCCCAGCAUGGCUAUGUGCAGUCCCCCCGGGUCCAGGAAUGCAGCAGCAGCAGCAGCAACAUCACUGAGGCAGGUCACACACUCCCCACAGCAAGGUGGAAAUCUAGUCCUAAACAUCACUGUCCCUAAUGAGAUGUACAACAACUAUAACAGCCACCCUCAGCAAUAGCCGCUGUCUCACUUUCAUCCACGAUGGGCAAGUUAUCUGCCCCUCAUUGAAGACAGAAGAGACCCUCUGUGACCCUGUUACAACACAGUUGGCACAAGAAUUCUGACCCUCAUCCAAGACAGAUUGGACAAGUCUCUUCAGUUUAGUUAGUCUGCGAGCAAUAGGAUUUUACAUAUCUCCGUUUUAAUUAGCCAUAUCAGUAGAAUCCGAGCUGAUGAAAAGAAUUCAUUUUAUUAAGUGACAUGAAAUAGAACAGAUUCAUUAUGCUACAGAUCAUUGUUGAUGGCAGGGAAGAAUGACAAGAACACAGGAACUCAUGCACCUUGACUUGUGACUAUUGGACAGAGAUAAUUAUGGAUGAGACCUGUCUAUGUAACUUUCUGUUGUUGAACUAUAGGUAGAUUGAAACACUGGCUGGUAAAGUAUUUGUUUGGCUUGUAGGAAUUCAGUCUGUCAAGAUUAUUAUGUUAUUACUUGAGCUGUGGCUCACUCACUCACUCACUCACUUGAGACUCUUGAGUCUUGUUCGGCUUAGUUUUGACUGUAUCUUGUGUGUUUACUCAUCAUGGAGAUAUCAUCAGUUAGGAAUACUCAGGAAUUUUCACUGUGGACAACUGUUUGGGCAGCGGGGUAGCCUAGUGGUUGAGACCUUUGUUCUUCACGCCGAGGAUCUGGGUUAAAUUCCCAAUAUGUGUACAAUGUGUGAAGCCCAUUUCUGGUGUCCCCAACGUGAUACUGAUGGAAUAUUGCUAAAAGCGGCGUAAAACUAAACUCACUCACACACUCACUCUUAGUUAUGUUGAAAUUCAGAUUAUAAUAAAAGAUAUCUUUGGUCAUAACAACUUCCUUGUAUGAUGAUAAUAUUACUCUCAGGCUGUUCUUUACAAAUUUUGCGCCCAGCAAGCAUGACUGGAAAUGGUGCUCUUUGGUACUUAUGUUGUCCAAGUCUCUAAAGCAACCAUUGAAAAAAUGACAACAAUUAACAUAUUGAUGGUGAUGUAUUUGAUGAUAGGCUUUAUGGUAGUUCCAGAGGUGUAUGGGGCGGAGGGGGAGCCUGAUGGGUAAAGCGACCGCUCAUCACGCUGUAGGCCUGGAUUCCCCACAUGGGCACAUUGUGUGAAGCCCAUUUCUGGUGUCCCCUGUCAUGAUAUUGGUGGAAUAUUGCUAAAAGCGGUGUAAAACCAUACUCACUCAUUCCAGAGGUGUAUUGAGGGCAAGCCAAGGGUAUCUUGAUAAAACAAAAGGAUAGAACAGGCCCCAUAGCCUGUGUUGCUCCAAAGAGAUGACCCAAUGGUGUGUUGUUGUCGUGUCUGGGCUUUAGUGACAAGGAUCAUUGUUCACAAUGUCAAUCACUGGAUUGUCUGGUCAAGACUCAAAGAGCCCUUUGUCUUACAGCUGGAACGUUGCUGAGUACAAUGUUAAACAAUCAACAAACUGAUUGCUGAAACUAUCACUCCUUCAUAUAUGGACAAUAUUGAUUUGCUGUUCUUGAAACAUGGCGCUACAAAAAUAAACAAAAUGACAAAUUUCUUAUGAAGAUUAAAAUGUUCAAAAUACUAAUUAACACACUUUUCUACUUAGUUUUAUUUGCGUUUCCAUUGACAGGACUGUAAAACAUGAGUGAAAAGCAUUAAUGUCUCUUAGCACACAACACCUUAAUGAUCUUGAUUUUUAUCGUCCCACACGCUUACUGCUAAUCAUAUAAUUAAACUGCAAUGUACUUAUAGUUUUGUUAACCUUGACAUGUAGUAUCUAUUUGCAGUAUCUUUGAUCUGCUACUCGCCAUUAUAUAAUGUCAUUUUGUAUAUAAAGAUCUUUCCUAUUUUCAGUGUACGAUAUGUAUGAAAUUUCAUUAGUCAUUGUUCUUUGUUUUAUCCGCCUUUCAUGCAACAAAAAAUCACGACUGUAACCUGAACUUUCUACUGAUAAUCAUGGUGACAAAACCUUAUUGUGAUUUUUAUCCUAGGUUUUACUUGUAAAUAGUAAAGAUUCAGAACACAGGGGAUUUUUCUUUGCACAUAUAUUUAUUGUGGAUAGAUAGUUUUUUGUUUUCUUGUCCAUUCCAAGGUCAUUUAUUUUGUUUAAAUGGACAUUUUAAUAUGAAACAUUUUUAGAAUUUUUUCUACUGUUGAUUUUCAUUUUAGUUUGAAUACUUUUGGAGGGCUCAAUGCCUUUGAUAUUACAAACCUAUAUUCAUGAUGACUUAGUUUGAAUAUUAUGUCGCCAGAACUACAGUACAGAAGCUAAAUUAUUUCCGAUAUGUUUACCAAUUCACUUAUCUUUGAUCUCCCAAAACAAACAAUCAGGAUAACCAAUGAAAGCCAAAUGUGUCUGAUUAAUGGCACUUUUUAAGUAAUGAAAUGAACUAUGUUUUGAAAUUUAAUGUGUAGAUUAUGAAUAGAGUAUGAAAUAACUAAAAACCUCAAAAAGGUAUUUUUUGCAGUUCUCUGUUUUUUAUUAACCUAAUGUUUUUGUCAGGAAAUGACAUGACUUGGAGAACAGGUGUAUUACAGCAUUGCCUCGACAUUCCAGGGCCCUGUUUCUCAAAGCAGUCUUGGUGUUUCAACUAUUGUAAGUCUGUGUUAACGUAUUGGAGGUACGAUUUCCUAGCGACACAAUCACAUGUUUGAAUGGCGCCCAGAUUUGUACACAUGAUGUUCCUCGAUCACCUGUGAAUGCAUAGUAUGCUAAUGUAGUUACCACUUGUACCCUGUGAGAACGAACUCAGCAAGUGUUUUUACCAAUGAGAUGACGUCUCACAAGCAGCUAUACUCUUCCACAUACCAGAGCAUGUACCACUGCCUUGCAGCCAUCUUGUCUACACAUGGCUUCAGUAUCAAACAAUUACGGGGUUCACACAAAGUUCAUGUACAGAGUUGGGUUCUUUGACUUCCAGAGAUAUACAGCCUUGUGUCAUUAAGAUAGAUUUCAUAUCAACACUGUUCUAACUGAAUCUGGGUUGGUGGAGUGGCCAAGUGGUUAAAGCAUUCGCUCGUCACACCGAAGAUCCUGGUUCGAUUCCCCACUUGGUGUACUCAAAUUGAAUGCAUUCAUGUGUGAUUGAGGAAUGUUAUUUCUAUACAAAUCCAUGAAUUGUAGACACUGCUAGUAUUGCUGAAUCGGUUUUAUGGUGUGGCAUGGAACAGCUUUCGUUUGAAUGCCACAUUGACAAAUAUUAAGAAAUUUUGUUUAAAAAUAAUACUUUGUUACAGUUACAGAGCAGCCAUGGUUGGAAUGCUGUGUUUCAAUAUCAACCAGCUAUGACAGAUUAAGUGUACAUACAAACAAAUUUAACUUUUUUAACAAUCUUUUGUGGAAGAUUUUUUCAAGUCGAUUUUGAUCUUGAUCAGAUGAUCUGUCAUGAAAUUGUAUGUUUUUGAAACAUCACUAAAACACUUUGAAAUUCAUUCAAUCAUGGACUGUAAGAUGGCAGCUAUUCUAACAAAUUGUAUACUCUAUAUCAUGAUUUUCUUUUUAUUCUAUUCCAUCAAAAUAUCAUUUUAUAAGUUUCAUUUCUUUACCAUGUCUCGUAUAAAUGUAGUAAUGUUACUUCAUAAAUCCAUGUUUAACCUUAUAUUAAGAAUGUUUACGAUGUGAGUGUUGACUACUAACUACUAACUACUCGCUAGCAAGGGCAAAUCAUUGUAUAUUCCAAGUUAAGGGGUCAGUAGGGGGCUGGGAUUUGGUAUGGAGAUUACUGGGGUGGGUAUUGUUACCUGCUUAGCCAGAUAGUUUUGUAGUUGAAACUUAGAGCCUGCAUAUGUUUCAAGAGGAACAACUUGAAACAAUCUAUUUUUGGCAGACAGUAACAAAGAUAAGCAUCAAAUAAUGCAAGUUUUAUGAAGAUUUUAGUUUUCAACAUAGUUUUCAAUGUACAAAAUCCCUUGAACAAAACAUAUAAACAAUAAAUCUAUGUACAAGAUCUUACCAUCUUUUAUCUUAAAACCAUCUUUUGUUUGUCAUAACCAGAUGUCCUAAUAAUUAUGUUGUGGAAUUCCAUUUCAAAUCUGACUUCACUGACAUGUAAAUACAAUUGACAUUGUAAUCAGCAAGGGGCGGUGGGGUAGCCUAGUGGUUAAAGCGUUGGCUCGUCACGCCGAAGACCCAGGUUCGAAUCCCCGCAUGGGUACAAUGUGUGAAGCCCAUUUCUGGUGUCCCCCGCUGUGAUGUUGCUGGAAUAUUGCUGAAAGCGGCGUAAAUCCAAACUUAGUCAGUCAGUCAGUGUUAUCAGCAACCAUACAUUAACUACUGCUGAACAACAUAUAUAACACUAGAGAGAUAAAGAUCACCUGAUUUUGUCACGUGGCUACAGUUAAUGUGUAAUGACAUGACAGAAUAACUGUGAUGAUUUGGAAAAAUCAAGUGUUCCUUAGCAUCUAUUGAGUAGUAUAUUUGUGUAAUACACAUGUCAGUCUUCAUCCACAUGUCAGCUGUAAUACACAUGUCAGCUGUAAUACACUUGUCAGCUGUAAUACACAUGUCAGCUGUAAUACACAUGUCAGUCUUCAUCCACAUGUCAGCUGUAAUACACUUGUCAGCUGUAAUACACGUGUCAGUCUUCAUCCACAUGUCAGCUGUAAUACACAUGUCAGUCUUCAUCCACAUGUCAGCUGUAAUACACUUGUCCAUUUGUUAUGGAAUGUUAUAUUUCUACAUAUUUUGAUGGAAUAUAUUGUUGGUUUCUUAAAGAAACCCUAACACUGUGGUUACAGAGUCAACAUGUCCACCUAUAGGGUGACAGUCUUUCUUAUAAAAUCAAGGCAAAGCUUAAUUUGUUCUAGUGUUCCCCUGUUAUAUGUAUAUUGUGUGUAAAGUAUGUAAAUACUGUUGGUCUGUUUUUAUUACCAUUGGAUCUUGUACAUAAUUCAUCUUUAAAGCAAACUUGUGUACAUUUGGCUGCCUUCUUUAAUUUGUGUUUCUCAGGCCUCUUGUAGAACAUCAGUAACCAUGGUAACUGCUCUGACAAAUAUCUUUUUAAUGUGGUAUAUGAGUACUCCAUUCAUUUCAACUACUUAAUUCCUAAGAUGGGGUUGAUUCUCAUCAGUAAUGAUACCUUUAAGUUAGAUAUGUACAUUUUUUUAAAAGGAACACACUUCAGAUUACUUUGUCAUUUACCUUGGAUCAGUUGGUGGGUUAGUAGUUUUCAUGUAUGAAGUGGCGCACCUUGAUUGGCAAAGUGAGGCUCCGAAAUGAAAGGGAAAUUAAGUAUGCAUGUAUCUGUACAGGGGUUUUAUAUACAAUGAGAAAAGGUCUAGGAGAAAAGGCAACAGACCGAAGUAUUGGCACUGAGAAGCACUAAUGAUGUGGACAGCUGUAGUGAUAUUAGGAUUGUAAUUUUGUUUUACAGUAACUAGGACUGAUGCUGGAUAUUGGUGUAAGUGGUGGCAAAGUGGUUUUAGAUCAGCAUCUUUUGAGAGUAGAGAUACAUGACAUGAUUGAGAAUGGAACUGAUUUGAAUGUAAUUUAAAAUGGGUAAAAAAUAAACCAAAAGAACAAUGUG
Molecule: messenger RNA, 10179 nt
Organism: Haliotis rubra (blacklip abalone)
Lineage: Eukaryota; Metazoa; Mollusca; Gastropoda; Lepetellida; Haliotidae
Product: terminal uridylyltransferase 4-like
Molecular function (GO): RNA uridylyltransferase activity; nucleic acid binding; zinc ion binding
Source: RefSeq, a predicted model, not a curated record